Messenger RNA from Eurytemora carolleeae, 2791 nucleotides. Its product is annotated as serine/arginine repetitive matrix protein 1. Lineage: Eukaryota; Metazoa; Arthropoda; Copepoda; Calanoida; Temoridae. Gene Ontology annotation, biological process: regulation of transcription by RNA polymerase II. The record is from RefSeq and is a predicted model, not a curated record. Bases 10 to 1764 code for a protein of 584 amino acids. Gene Ontology annotation, cellular component: nucleus. The transcript is spliced from 13 exons. Gene Ontology annotation, molecular function: protein binding.
AAUAUAAAAAUGUCAGAUGGGGGGACUCAGUACUUUUCACUUCGUUGGAACAAUCAUCCGGUCAACCUAGUUUCUGUUUUUACAGGACUUUAUCAGGCUGAGUCACUUGUCGAUGUAUCACUAGCAGCUGAGGGCAGACAUCUUCAGGCACAUAAGGUUGUUCUCUCUGCGUGUUCAGAUUAUUUCCAGGCUCUCUUCGCCGCUAAUCCUUGUCAGCACCCAAUAGUAAUCCUGAAGGAUGUCUCGUUCGAGGAUCUGCAGAUUGUGGUUAAGUUUAUGUAUCAUGGUAUAGUCAAUGUAUCCUCAGAUAAGCUACCAGGGGUUCUCAAGACUGCGGACGCUCUGCAGAUCAAAGGUUUAGAGAAAAAUAACGAGAUGUUAAGUCCUUUCCUUGGUACAUCCCGUCUCUUACCCGUUCCAACCCAUCAUGGUAGACAGCCUAGUACAGAGUCAUUGCCGGAGUACCUUCAUAGAUCCAGAUCGGAGGGAGGAUUCUUCCCACAUCGUGCUCACUCCGCUGAAUCCAGAGGUUAUAGCUUUGACUCUGGUCCUCUGGAGAUAUCCAGACAUAAAAGAUUAUUAUCUCCUCCCGGCAGUCCGGCUCAUAAUAUACCUCCAGGUAGUACUAGUCUAGCUCGGAAGAAGUUCCGGAAUCGGUCUGAGCAUGAGAGCACCUCUACGGAGGACAGGGGGGAGGGGGAGGUCAAGGAGGAGGUGAAAGAAGAUAAGUCUCCUAGUCUAUACAGUGGCUCAGAUACUGAACAUAUCGCUAAGAAGAAACGAGCCAUGUUCCAGUCACAAAAAUGUUCGAGUUCAGGAUCAAGAAGUUCUGAGCUUCAUAAUUCAAGUGAGGGUCGAAGUGAUAAAGAGAAUAAACGUCAAGGAUCCUUAUCCAGUAGUCAGAGCAUAUCCCAUAGUUCGGAUAGAGAGGAGCUGGAGAUUCAUCAGAAGGAUACUCUUCAAGUUCCAGGAGCUCAUUGUAGAACUCUAGUCAGAGCAGCUUCAACCUCAGAACUGAACAGAGGUCGUAUCUUGAAGAGGCAGCAAUGCCAGGAGUCAAACGAGGAGGGGGAGGGAGUCACUAAAAUUGAGCCUCCGACCUCGCCUCCGAGAAUCACCGUUAACACACCUCCGGUCAAGCGACCUAAAUCCUUCUCUCCGUCCCCCAUUCCUUCUCCACCUCCUGAAGAGCACCCCAUAUCCCCUGCUCCCGUCUCCCCUCACCCCGAAACCUCCCGCCAACCCUCCAUAGAUCCGCUCUGCGGCCUGGAGUCGGUUCCUCUGCUCUACUCCAGCUCCGGACCUGGACCUAGACUUCCUCCGUCAAAUCUCCUCCGACCCCAUCUUCCCUCUGUUCGUGUUAUACCUGAACCUGAACCUAUGCACGAGCUUCUUCCUCAUCCCUGUCAUCAAUCCGUACCGUCUCCCUCCCUCCUCUAUCCCAUCGUGCCGACGUAUGAGCAUCUGUCUCCGAUGCAUACGGAGAGGAAGCCUCCGAAACCCCGGCACACGGAGAAUUAUAUGCCUCUCAGUAGCUCCUCUGGAAGACCGGUAGGAAGUAUGGAACAGUUUGGGCACUGUCCUAAGGCUCGGGAUGGGCCGGCUUUAUCCUGUAAUUUCUGCUGGAAUACAACGGACGGAAGUGGACGAAUAUUACGACGAAAAACUAAAUAUCAUUGCCCAGAGUGUCAGACCAACCUAUGUAUAGUUCCGUGUUUCCAACAGUUCCACGAAGCCCUUGAAUCCGAACCCCAGAAUAACUGACAUCCAUACUACCACUAAACAAGGAUACCAUCCGUCCUUGGUGGAACUCUACUUCAUUCUCUACCCGGAGCUAAAUCCUCUACCUGGAACUAAAUCCUCUAUCCGGAGCUAACCCAGAUUUCUUCAAGAACUGAGGCGUGCGCAGUCUGUUAGGAUUAGUUUGCGCAGACUAUUGUUGUUGUGCAUUGUACAGAAUACAUGAGAAUUCACGUUGUAAAAUUAGACGGGGCAUUGCGCUUAACCAGCUAAUGUAUCGUGUAUUUAUACCUCAUUUAUUAAAACCGAAUCGAACAAAGACAUCUGAAUCUUUUCUUGAGAUUUAUUUUUCUUUAAUCCCUUUCUUAAACAAAAAGAAAAAACCAGUCAUAAUAGUUUUUUGCAAUGGAUGCUAAUUUUGUUUUAGAUUUUGAUGAAAUAUUUGAAAUGUUAAUGUUUCCAAAUUUAUUAACGAUCCCGGUGUUAUGAUUAUAUAAACUUUUACUUAAUGUUGUAAGCAAAGAUUUUUUAUUUUAUUUUUUCUAGCUCACUUAUGAGCCCUGUUAAUUGUGUACUUUGUUAUGUAUUGUUAAACCCACCUACACUCCUUUGCCACUUUAGUAAUUGUAAAUUGGUGGUACAGUCUAAAGAAGGACUGCAGUAUAUUCAAAUGUACACCGGUGGGGCAUCCACCCGCCUCUAAAGCGAGAAAAAAAGAAACCAGAGGUGGGGGAACUCUUGUAUUUGAUCUCGGUCUGUCGUUAAUCUACAGAUUAAAUUAAUCUUGAUAUUCGAUAUCCCGUCAAGAUGACCAGAUAACCACUCAAGACCCGGUGUAAUCCAAUCAGUUACUCCUAAAAUAUAGAGGAUAGAGUACUAGAUAUAGAUUAUAUUAUAUAUCAUUUUAACCCUUCUUCAUUCUAAACUGCACCAUUCCCUUUGCAGAUAAUUGGGAUAAAAUUUAUUAGUGCCCACUGUGGAUAUCGAGAUCAAGCAAUAGGAAUAAAAGGUAUCCAACACAAAAUUUCCGAGCUUAUCCCCCCCCCCCCCA